Molecule: messenger RNA, 2153 nt
Organism: Tricharina praecox
Lineage: Eukaryota; Fungi; Ascomycota; Pezizomycetes; Pezizales; Pyronemataceae
Product: thiamine diphosphate-binding protein
Exons: 5
Coding region: 128-1837 (569 amino acids)
Molecular function (GO): thiamine pyrophosphate binding; carboxy-lyase activity; magnesium ion binding
Source: RefSeq, a predicted model, not a curated record
ACAGUACAUACGGAUUGAUAUAAAAACCGCACCCCGCCCCACCCCGGCGGAGCUCAAAAAAUUACAUUCCCAAUCUCAAUCCCAUCACCACUACCAUUGUUUUAUCGAUAGCAAUCAGUUCACUACCAUGUCGAAGAUCCCCGUCGCUCUAUAUCUCUACAAGCGACUCCAUGAGCUCGGUGUGAGAGGUGUUCACGGUGUUCCUGGCGACUUCAAUUUGGCGGCAUUGGACCUUCUGCCCGAUGCGGAUCUGUACUGGGUCGGCAAUUGCAAUGAGCUCAAUGCUGCUUAUGCCGCCGACGGAUACGCCCGAAUCAAGGGAAUGUCGGCAUUGAUCACGACGUUCGGAGUUGGUGAGCUUUCCGCAGUCAAUGGAGUAGCCGGCUCCUACAGCGAGCACGUCCCCGUCUGCCACAUCGUCGGCAUGCCCAACAGCACCUCCCAGAAGAGCGGCCUCCUCCUGCACCACACUCUCGGCAACGGCGACUUCACUGUCUACGCUCGGAUGUCGGCGUUCAUCUCCGAGGCGACCACGACGCUCCUCGACCCGCACCGCGCCGCCGAAGAGAUCGAUCGGGUGCUGCGCACCUGCUGGCUGCGCGCGCGGCCCGUCUAUAUCGGCCUGCCCACGGACAUCGCCUUCCACCAGAUCUCCGACGAGCGCCUCAAGACGCCGUUGGACCUGUCACUCCCACCUAACGACGCCGAGACCGAGGCCGAGGUGGUCCGCGAGAUCGCCGAGCUGAUGUACGCCUCCAAGAACACUGUGAUCAUCUCCGACGCCUGCGCCAUCCGCCACCGGGUCCUCAGCGAGCUGCACGAGCUCGUCGAGAACACGAAGCUACCCACCUUCGUCUCGCCCAUGGGCAAGGGCUCAGUGAACGAGACGCACCCGGCGUUCGGCGGCGUGUACUGCGGCGACGUAUCGCGCGAGGACGUCAAACGGCGGGUGGAAGCGGCAGAGCUGAUCCUGUACGUCGGCGGUCUCAAAUCCGAUUUCAACUCGGGCGGCUUCACGUACCGCGUUGAGAAGCGCAACACGGUCGAGUUCCACAGUGACCACAUGCAGAUCCGCUACAGCACGUUCCCCGGCAUCCAGAUGAACCACGUCCUCCGCAAGCUGAUCGACUCCCUCGACUACUCGCGCAUUCGCACCACCGAGACCCCCGUCAUGGACAACAUCAUCCCCCAGCGCGAACGCCAGAGCAUCAGCCAGGAGAUCACACACGCCUACUUCUGGCCACGCGUCGGACAGUGGCUGCAGGAGAACGACGUCGUCAUCACCGAGACGGGCACGUCCAACUUCGGCAUCCUCGAGGCGCGGUUCCCCGCGCACGUCACACACAUCUCGCAGGUGUUAUACGGGAGCAUUGGGUACUCGGUCGGCGCGCUCCAGGGCGCCGCGCUCGCGGUGAACGAGACCGCGCCCUCGCGCCGGGUGAUCCUGUUCGUGGGCGACGGCAGUCUGCAGCUCACGGUGCAAGAGAUCGCGACACUGAUCCGCCACGGCCUGAAACCCAUCAUCUUCGUGAUCAAUAACAACGGCUACACGAUCGAGCGGCUGAUUCACGGCAUGGACGCGGGAUACAACGAUAUCACCCCCUGGAAACAUACGCAGCUCCUGGAGGUCUUUGGCGCUGACCCGGAAAAGAGCAAGAAUCACCAGGUCAGGACGAAGACGGAGGUCGAGGCUCUGUUCCGCAAUGAAGAGUUCUCGAGUUGUCCGUAUAUUCAGCUGGUCGAGCUGUUUAUGCCACAGAAGGAUGCGCCCAGAGCGCUGAUCAAGGUUGGCCAGAUCACGGCCAAGAGAAAUGCUGCCGUCGGGUCGGACGCGUAAUGGUUUUUGGGGGGACGUUGGGGAGGACGGAGGACGGAGACGGAUAUAGAAAAGAAACUACUAUAGAUCUCGAAGCAUCUGGAUUGUUGCGCUGUAGUUAUGUAUGUGGGAGGAGGAUAUGUGGAUUUUUGGGGUCUUUUCUUGGCUUGUUCUUGUUCUUGUUCUUGUUCUGAGUAUAAUGUUUGACGAAUGCGAAUGCGAAAUGAUUUCUAUCAAGUUGAAGGUUUUGGUUAGAAGGAGGGGGCUUUGUGUAUUGUGUGAAUGGUAUGGUACAGUGAAAGGAAAAGGAAGAUCGUGAUAACAAAGAGAGCUCUAC